Molecule: messenger RNA, 7180 nt
Organism: Eriocheir sinensis (Chinese mitten crab)
Lineage: Eukaryota; Metazoa; Arthropoda; Malacostraca; Decapoda; Varunidae
Product: putative neural-cadherin 2
Exons: 30
Coding region: 1-5607 (1868 amino acids)
Biological process (GO): homophilic cell-cell adhesion
Cellular component (GO): plasma membrane; catenin complex
Molecular function (GO): calcium ion binding; cadherin binding
Source: RefSeq, a predicted model, not a curated record
AUGGCCGUGAACGUGUUGGUGCCGCUGCUCAUUCCCCUCGGCGAGCAGCUCACGAAUGGCCCGAGUGUCACCUUCCGCGUGGUGGAGGGGGGCGAGGAGGGGCUCUUCUCCCUCCACCCCUCCAGCGGCCGCCUCUCCCUCCUCAAGAACCUGGACUACGAGAGCAAGCAGCAGCACGAGCUGGUGGUGGAGGCCGCGGCGGGUCGUCACCGCAGCCGGGCCGGCGUGGCGCUGCUGGUGCGGGACGUGAACGAGUACCCGCCGGUGUUCCCGCGCGGCCUGCACCAGACGCAGAUCACCGAGGAGGACGACAGCGGCCUGCCCAAGACCAUUCUCACGGUACGGGCGAAGGAUGAGGAUGCUGGGGAGUGGGGGAGAGUACGGUACACGCUCUCUGGGGAUGGCGUCACCUCCUCCCCAACCUCCUCCCCUUCUUCCUCCCCCUCCUCUUCCUCCUCCUCCUCCUCCUCGAGUCCCAGCUUCUCUAUCCAUCCUACGUCAGGGGAAAUUUAUCUCCUGAAGCCGCUGGACCGGGACCCGCCCCACGGCCGCCCCCAGUGGCGCCUGCGCGUGGUAGCCACGGACGGGGAGCUGAGCGCCGCCACGCACGUGCACGUCAACCUCAAGGACGUCAACGACAACGCGCCGUACUUCCCCACGCCGCGCCUGGCCGUGGCCGUGCCCGAGGACGCGCCCAGGGGCGCCUCCGUGGCCCAGGUGCUGGCGCGGGACAACGACGACCCUCGGGAGGGCGGCCACGCGCGGCUCACCUACUCGCUGCUCAAGAACGUGGUGGACGAGGCCAGCGGGCGGCAGCUGUUCACCGUGGACGGCCGCACGGGGCUCGUCACCACGGCGCUCUGCUGCCUCGACAGGGAGCGGGCGGCGCGAUACACCCUCACGGCGGCGGCGACGGACGGCGGGGGGCUCAAGGCCACGGGCACGGUGCUGGUGGAGGUGACGGACGUUAACGACACGCCGCCGAGGUUCGCGCGUCGCUCCUGGCAACUCCACGUGCGCGAGAACCAGGCGAGGGACGCAGCGCUGGCCGGCCUGCCCGUGACGGACCGCGACGCCCGCACCACGCUGGCCUUCGCGGUGGUGCCGGAGAGCGGUCGGGGGUGGCAGCUGUUCAGUGUGGAGGCCGGGGGGGGCGAAGGGGGCGGGGGGCACGAGGGGGGUGUCCUGAAAGCCCUCGUUCCCCUGGACUUCGAGAACCCGGACCACCGCGGGGAGUUUCGCUUCAAGGUGCAGGUCACGGACAAGGGGGUGCAGGGUUGGCAGCAGCAGGGGCGGCAGGGGGAAGCGCAGGGCCACGUGGACGAGGCGUGGGUGAGCGUGUGGGUGACGGACGCCAAUGACAACACACCCACGCUGAGCCACGCCCACGCCCACCGCACCCUGCCCGAGGACACCCCCGUGGGGACGCACCUGGCAGCCUUCCCCGCCCACGACGCCGACAAGGGCGGGCAGAGUCGCAUCAGCUACGCCGUGGCCCCGGAGAGUGACCCGCGGGGAAUAUUCAGCGUGGACGGGACCGGGGCUGUGCUGCUGGCCGGGGCGCUGGACCGAGAGACGCAGGCCGCCCACACGGUGCUGGUGUGGGCGGUGGAUGACGGGGAGCCGCCCAGGACAGCCACCGCCACCCUUACCCUCAACGUGACGGACGUGAACGACAACGCGCCGUUCCUCCGAGAGCCGCGUGAGGUGACGGUGCAGGAGAACGCGGGGCCCAGGGAGGUGGCGCGGGUCAGGCUGGGGGACCGGGACAGCUGGGGGGAGGGUCACGGCCCCCCCUUCACCCUGGCCCUGGACCCCCGCGCCCCCCCCCACGUGGCGGCGGUGAUACAGGUGACGCUGGACCCAGGCGGCGACGAGGGGCGGGGCGUGGGUGUCGUGGGCACCCGCGCGUCGCUGGACCGGGAGGCGGGGCGGGUGGUGCUGGUGCCCCUGGUGGUGGGGGAUGCGGGGCGGCCCCUCCCCCGCACCGCCACCGUCACCCUCACCCUGUACGUAGGGGACGAGAACGACAACCCCAUGACGCCCGCCGCCAAGACUGUGGCCGCCCACGUGUUGGCCACCCCCAGGCUCCAGUUCCCCCAGCCCCCCGUGGUGCCCCUGGGCCGGGUGUACGUGCGGGACCCUGACGACUGGGACGCCGCCUCCAAGCGCUACGCCUGGCGGGGGCCACGUCACCCUGCUUUCACCCUGGACCCUGCCACGGGGCACCUCACCAUGGGGGCCGCCACACAGGAGGGGAGGUACGAGUUGGCGUUCAGCGUGAGCGACGAGGCGCAGGGCCAGGUGGGGGUGGAGGCCAAUGUUACGGUGGAGGUGCGGGCCGUGAGUGCCAGUGCCGCCGAGGGUGCCACGCCCCUCACACUGGAAGCACCGCCGCGCCAGGUGGUGAGGGAGCAGGGCGGCGAGUCGGUGCUGAGCCGUCUGGUGGAGGCCGCGGGUGUGUGGGUGACGGGGGGCGGCACAGGGGUGGUGGCGGUGUGCGUGGAGCCGCUGGGUUCCGAGCCACAGCAGCACACUAGGGUCUGGCUCGCUGCAGGCUCAUCCACAUCAUCCACGUCAUCGUCAUCCACAUCCACCUCCGCUAGUUCCAGUUCAUCGUUAUUUUCUACAUCGUCUUCCUCAUCCGCAUUUCAUCCACUUCACAGUUUCCACAACCUUCUCCUCCUUCAUCAAGAUAAGCUGAGUGAGGCUGCGGGAGUCUCAGUGACGGAGGUGGGGGCGGGGGCAUGUCCUGAGGGGGCGACGGCGGGGUGUGCGGGCGGGUGUGUGCUGCGGGCGGGGCUCAGCGAACACUUUGUCUUGGUGGACGCAAACACCUCCUCCAUCGUGGGGCCGCAGCUCAGCCUCCGCCCGGCCUGCAGCUGUGGGGCGGCGGCAGCGGAGGAGGCGAAGGAGGGGGGAUGUGUCAAGGGAAGCUGUCUGAAUGGCGGCCGAUGUGUGCGUACUUCCGAGGGUGCAAGGUGUGUCUGCCCCCACCACACCCACGGGUCCAGGUGCAAGAUGCUGGCCAGGCACUUUGACGGGGGCGGGGCGGGUGACGGGGGGCAGGCGUGGGUGUGGGUGCCCCCCGUGCCCCCCUGCCCUGACAUACACCUCAGCCUGGAGUUCCUGACACACUCCCCCGACGCAACACUCCUCUACGCCGGCCCCCACAGUCCCCCACCCACACCCAGCCCUCACCCACCACCCGCUUCCACCCACAAUGCAACACAGCCGCCGCCCACACCCUCCCCGCCAAAUAAAGACGUCUUGGCCCUUGAGUUACGGGCGGGGCGGCCGUGGGUGCUGCUGGACUUGGGCGGGGGGCCGGUCAGCCUCGGCCUCAACACCUCCGCCCUCGCCGACAACACCUGGCACCGCCUUGACCUGCUCUGGGCCCGGCAGAUGGUGGUGCUGCUGGUGGACCUGUGUGCCGGCGGGAGUCUGGAGGCCACGCCCACCACCCCAACCACCACACCCAGAGUGCCUCACAACCACACCGCCCCCACCACACCCCCGCCGCCCACCCCCACCCCCUGCCGGGCCUGGGCGAGGCUACCUGAGGGGGGCCGCUACCUGGACACCCCCGGGCCGCUGCAGGUGGGGGGCUGGGCGCACCCCCCGCCCCCCCACGCUGAGUAUGGGUGGCCCAGACCCCUGGUGGAGCGCCCCUUCACCGGCUGCAUCAGGAACCUGCGGCUCAAUGGGGAGCUCAUUGACCUUGGCCGGGGCUUGCUGGGGCGUCGCAGUGCCCCGGGGUGCCCCGCCGCUGACUGUGCCGCCCAGAGACUCACCUGUGGCCCCCAUGCCAGGUGCGUUGGUUCCCCUGGCGGCCUGCGGUGUGAGUGUGAGGCCGGGUGGGCGGGUGACGGCUGCUCCGCCCCCACCCGGCCCACAGACUUCCUCCCUCACAGCUACAUCCGUCUGGCCCUCUCCUUCACGCCCCUCACACACGCCACCUCGCUGCAGCUCAGGUUCCGCACGAGGCAGCAGGACGGGCAGCUGGCGGUGUUGUCGUCCCAGCGCGGCCACGACCGUCUGGCGCUGCAGCUGGUGCACGGCCGCCUGUGUCUGCUGCUGCACACACACCCACGCCGCCCACGCCUGGCUAAAGUGCUCACGUCGUCAGGGCUGCCAGGUGAGGGGAAGGGAGGGGGUGGUGCAGGUGUGGGAGGGUUUGGGGAGGUGUGUGGCAGGCAUGGCUCCAGCACCCUCCUGUCAGUGGACGAGGGCGACGGUGAGCUGUACAACGCCUCUAUACCACUGGGGGACGCUGAGGCCGCCAACGCGAACACCACCACGCUGUUACAGGUGGACGGCCAGGUGGGGCUGCACAUUGGCGGCUCACCGGAGUACGCAGGUGUGAGCGUCAUCAAGAUACACGGCGACUAUCAUGAUGGGUGCGUGGAUGACGUGCGGGUGUCCGGGCGGGUGUUGCCCCUCCCCCCCGCCCACAACAACACCCAGUGGGGCCAGACCAGCAUGUUCCAGGGGGUGCGGGAUGGCUGUGGCGCCCCCCCGGCCUGCACCAAUGUCACCUGCUCCCUCCCCCUCACCUGUGUCGACACCUGGCGGGCCUACCACUGCGGGUGUGGGGCGGGCCAGGUGUUGUCAGGUACGCGGGACAGCUGUGUGGACGAGGACGAGUGUGCCUGGGAGCCCUGUCUGCACGGCGGCACCUGUGUUAACGAGCAAGCAGGUUUCUUGUGCCGGUGUGCCUCGGGGUUCAGCGGGCGUCACUGUCACCUGAGUGGCCCCACCGACGCCUCCCUCAGGAUAUCCCUCACCGCCACCGUGGCCACCGUCGCCUGGUCCGUCCUGCUCCUGUUGGUGAUAUGUGCCUUGCUCCUGCACCAACACCACCGCCGGGCAGCGCUGAGAAGGGGCUGCCCGGGGCGGGUGAACGGGGACCACCAGCGCACCACGUCCCCGCCGCUGGGCCGACCACACCCACACGGAGCCAACGGACAGCCUGCCUGGACCACUGGGGUCGGGGGAGAGCCGGACGUCCUGGAGCUGCAGUCGAACCACCGUCACCCAGGGGCCCGCCAGACACCCACAGGGGAGACCGAGUUAACUGGGGAGAAGACACCGAGCAAGAGAAGGAAGGGGAGUGUAAACGGCAUCAAUGGUCAUGGUGGCGGGGAGAAGAGAAGAGGAGGAGGAGGAGGAGGAGGAGGAGGAGGGGAUGUAGCUGCCGGAGAUGACCUGAGGAACUACUCUUAUGAGGGAGAAGGGUCAUCGCCUGGCUCUCUGUCUUCAUGCCUGGAGAGCUGUGGGGGCAGUGCAAAGUUCCUGGGCGGCUUCAGGGAGGUGGCGCGGGCCCUGGAGAACUGGGAGGCUCCGAGCGCGCGGUCCACCCACUCCACACCCACCAAGGCUGACCCCUCCCUUUCCUCCCCCCCACCCUCCACCACCCUCUGCCCCCACCACUAUCAACACCAGUGCCCCCCCUCACCCAUACUUAGCCAUAUCACCCCCUGCCCCCCUUCUCCCCCUCUCUCUGUCCUCGCCCCCCCCACCACUGCCCUCCCGCCCCUCACUAUCCCGCCCCCUCUCCUGGCUUCUGAGGAUGUGACCAGAGGAUAUCCUACGCCGGAGUCCUAGUGAUACUCAAGGGCCGGCCAUAAGCAACAACAAACAAACAAACAAACAAACACAACGACAACAACAACAACAACAACAACAACAACCCAACAACGACAACAAGACCUAACCCCAAGAAUUCAUGACCUGCCCUGACCUGACCUGACCUCUGCCACCCGCCUGAGAUGGAUGACCUAAGUGGGUGUAAGGGUGAGGGAAGGGGGCUGAUGUCAAAUCACCCGCCCUCACCCACAAGAGAGAGAGAGAGAGAGAGCGAGAGGGAGAGAGAGAGAGAGAGAGAGAGAGAGAGAGGGUUGGAUGCCACCUCUUUUGCUAAUGGUCUGCCUACUGUGACUACUACUACUACUACUACUACUACUACUACUUCUUCUGCUCAGUGGGAAUCAGUGUGAGUUGUUAAAAAGAAGGAAAAGGAAAGGAAAGGAAAGUAAAAAAGGAAGGGAUAAGAAAGGAAAGGAAGGAAAAGGAAUGGAAAGGAAAAGAAAGGAAGGGAAAGCAGUGGAAAAGCAGAAUUAGGAAGGGAAAGCAAGGAAAAGGAAAGGAAAGGAAAAGAAAGGGAAGGAGAGGAAAGGAAAGCAAUAGAAGAGAAGAAAAGGGAAGGGAAAGGAAGAGAAACGAAGGGAAAGAAAAAGAAAGGGAAGGAAAGGAAGGGAAAACAGUGGAAAAGAAGAAAAAGGAAGGGAAAGGAAGAGAGGAAAGAAGAUGAAAAGAAUGGAAAGAGGAGAGCAGAAAAGAAAAGAAAAGAAGAGAAAAUGACAGGAAAGGGAACAAAGAUUUAGGGUGCAAUUUCAAGAGGGUAAGGAAUGAGUUUUAAGAAUGUGCUGUACAGGAAGGGAAUACUUAUAAAUUUUGACCUUACCAGAAUAUAAGUGUGGAGGUCAUUCCCUUUUUAACCCCUUGACUGUGGAUUUCCUACCAGAAGACAUCACCAAGCUACAGGAAUGGAGCAAAAAGUGGCUGCUAUAAUUCACUGAAGAAAAAUGUGAAGUCCUGCAGCUUGGGAGGGGAAAUCCAGCACACCAAUACCACAUGGGAAACACUGUACUAUCCACCACAGAGGCAGAGAAAGACCUGGGAGUGUAUGUGACCAGGCUACCAGUGAAGGGAUAUCCAGCACACCAAUACCACAUGGGAAACACUCCACUAUCCACCACAGAGGCAGAGAAAGACCUGGGAGUGUAUGUUACCAGGCUACCAGUGAAGGGAUAUCCAGCACACCAAUACCACAUGGGAAACACUCCACUAUCCACCACAGAGGCAGAGAAAGACCUGGGAGUGUAUGUUACCAGGCUACCAGUGAAGGUGAAAUCCGUGCCAAUCGCAGUGGACGGGUUAAUUUUCUGGAUAACAAUGAUAUGACUCAAAUAAUAACACUAAUAAUAAUAUGAUGAUGAUGGUGAUAAAUGUGUAAAAACUAUAUCCUGUCUGAAUAGAAAAGAAAGAGGACUAACAAAAAAAUACCGAUGUGUGAAAUGGAUAUAUAUACUUUUUUUAUCGUCUGUACAAAUAAGCGAUCGAGGUGUCUGUCCCGUACCUGGAGUGUCAAAUAAAGUGUUAUCUAUUCCUUGUGUCA